CGUCAGCUCCCAUCGAUACUUGACGCCCUUUGUCUUCGUCAAAGAACAUCUUCUCUCCUUCUAGUUUCUCGCUUGAGCCAAGGAGCCCUAGAUAAGCUACUCUGUCUGCUCCUCCCUCUUCGAAACUCAAUCUAAAUUGUCACUUCUAGGCCUUCAAAUCUGAAGCGUAGAAUACUCAAUCGGACGUUUCAAAGUUUCUGAUUAGUUUUAAUUGUAAUCAUUCCUUUGAUUGAGGUAGAAGUUUGAAAAUGGUGGUGGUCUUCAUGGAUGAGUGGCAGCAGUUGCUCUUACUAUGAGAAGAUGAUCAAAUGCUGUUAUAAUAAUGCAAUAUGUGAUUGUUGCCACACUGAUCAUGCCUGCGAUUGGGCUCACCAGCUAUUCAAUUGUCUUAAAUCUUGAGGCUUCAACAUGCCAAAGGAGAGAAGAGAUCGAUCUGUCUCUUUUGAUAGAUGCAGGACAUCUCCUUAUCCAUGCAGCUCUAAUCAUGCUCAGAGAUUUUCUGCUAAAACCCCUUCCAAUAUUGAGGAAAAGUUGAAGGAAUGGGAAGAAGCGAGGUGCUCUAUUUGUAUGGAACAUCCUCAUAAUGCAGUUCUUCUUUUAUGUUCUUCCCAUGAGAAGGGGUGCCGCCCCUAUAUGUGUGACACGAGCUACCGUCACUCCAACUGUCUUGAUCAGUUCCGGAAGUCAUUCACUGAUACCUCAUCAGAGACACCACGUCAAGAAGAAAUGCAACCCACGAGCUCGGUCUCAGUUGUUACUUCAGAACUGGCUGUUACUGAUUUGCUAGAAGAAAGAAGUGAGGAAGGUUCCUUGACGCCACAUUCUGUGUCCCGUGAGAAGAAGGCGCCACCAAAGAUAGUGUGCCCACUUUGUCGUGGCCAGAUUAAAGACUGGAUAGUUGUGGAAGAUGCUCGCCAGUUUAUGAAUGCAAAGACGAGAUCUUGUUCCUGUGAGACAUGCAAUUUCAGUGGCACCUACACAGAUCUUAGAAAGCAUGCUAGGCUGGAACAUCCCCUUGUGCGGCCAUCAGAAGCUGACCCAGAACGGGAGAAUAACUGGAGAAGAUUGGAGCGCCAGAGAGACCUUGGGGACUUAGUGAGCACACUUCAAUCUUCCUUUGGAGAAGAGGGGGCUGAUAGUAGUAUUUCGCCAAUUGAAUAUGGGGAUUGGCUUACCGUAUUUUUUCUCAUUAGAGUCUUUAGACCUGGGUCCAGACCAAGUAGAAGUAGCUUCUCUGCGACCACAAGAGCUAGAGCACACCUAAGUAUUCGAAGGAGAUCUACCCGACUCUGGGGGGAGAGCUAUGAUGGGGAAGCUGGUUCUUCUUCCAGAGAUGAUGAUAAUGACUCUUCCGAUGGUGGAUCAGCUCCACUGAGGCGCAGUGCACGCAUAAGGCGGCAAACAACUCCAGACAACCAGCCUUAAUGGCAUAUCCUUGGCUGCAUGCAUCUGUAUGAUUCUUUUUGUUUGGAGGUUUCAUUUCACUGUAAGUAAAGAUGCAGUUUGUCUGUCAGGACCACAAGGAGUGUGGUGUUGCAUUUUAAGGUCUAUUAAAAGCUCUUUUUUACCUUAAAUUAUAUUUCAAUUAAAGAGCAAUAGAACAGUUAAAGGUCUA
This is a messenger RNA of Mangifera indica (mango), 1615 nucleotides long. RefSeq lists its product as uncharacterized. The record is from RefSeq and is a predicted model, not a curated record. Bases 409 to 1425 code for a protein of 338 amino acids. Lineage: Eukaryota; Viridiplantae; Streptophyta; Magnoliopsida; Sapindales; Anacardiaceae. The transcript has 3 exons.